CAUUUAUAAUUUUGUUGUAUUUGCGCGCACUGGCGGACAGUGUAAAUGUUGCGAAAUUUCGUUCGCUUUAACGCUUGGUGCGUUCCUUACAUGUGAAAAUUGUUGCGCUUGACCUAUAAUGGUACGGAAUAAAAGAAUAUUAAUUCAUUCUGAACUAUUUGGACUACAGCUAUGACAUAAUUUACAACCACAAAGUUCCGCUUAUUCAAAAAUGCUGACAAAACGAUCUCUAAUCAAAAAUUAACGAUUGUACCGCACAAACGUUAUCGCCUUCAAAUACUCUCAUGAGUCUUAUCAAUAUCAACACCACUCUGUUUAUUCUGCUUUGCAAGGCAAAACUUACACGCGAUAUUGAACGAACUGCGGCUGCAACUUCAUUAGCCACAGCCACGAAGCAGAUGCUGGACAUGCAUCUUCCGGCACGAAUGAUCCCGGAAUUAUGGAAAUGGCAUGCUGCACUGGGAUAUGCUUUUGUGCUGUCGAUUUUAUUGAUAUAUGCUCACAAUAUUAUUGUGGCCAGGCUGAAGAAAACCAGGGAAAAGGAUAUUGAGAUGGGCCUUAGACAUAAGAACUGGCAAUUUGGAUGUGCAUACUUGUUGACCUUUUUGCCGUUAGUGACAGCGGUCGGCUUGCUGUCCACAAGUGUUCUCUUGUAUUUGGAGUUCAUCAAUAAGGAAAUGCCACAACGAAUGUUCUAUUCUGCAGUAUCUGGAAUGGCAGUUGCGGUACCAGCUGUACUACAUUUUUCUUGUGCCCUGUUUUGCAUUACGGGCUCUUGUUGGUUAACUCGACGGGAGUUAGUUUCGAACGAAAGGGAGCUGGAACAAACGAAAGGAGUACUAAUACACCCUCAACCUCAACGAUGACAGCGGGCUUUCCGGGCACAAUAAAAGACAUAAGCUAAAUAAAAAAAAUCAGCUAAUUAACAAAGUGCUAACUAAGUGUCUUUUAUCGAUCUCGCGGUCCAACAGUUUGCGACAGGAGAAAUUUUGGUAUUUUUUUAAAUUGCGUACUCAUAAUAGUAUAUCAGUAGCAGCGAACGGGCGGCACGAGCCCAUGUUGCGCUGAUAGAAUUAACGUUAUAACUCUGUUACAGCUUGAUUACUAUACCUUUGCUCAUAAGUCAUAGGUAAUUAUUAUGAUCGUGUACUGCGUGAACUGCUUCCGCUGAUCUGUGGAUUGUGGUCAAUGAUCAUGAUACACAAUACUAUACUGCAGGUUCCUAAUCAGCGCGGUGAUCAAAGCGCAGCUAAAUAAUUGUCCU
Messenger RNA from Paramacrobiotus metropolitanus, 1264 nucleotides. RefSeq lists its product as uncharacterized. The record is from RefSeq and is a predicted model, not a curated record. The transcript has 4 exons. NCBI's taxonomy places the organism in Eukaryota, Metazoa, Tardigrada, Eutardigrada, Parachela, Macrobiotidae. The coding region runs from base 285 to 866 and encodes 193 amino acids.